Messenger RNA from Entrophospora sp. SA101, 462 nucleotides. Lineage: Eukaryota; Fungi; Glomeromycota; Glomeromycetes; Entrophosporales; Entrophosporaceae. The record is from the annotation of a GenBank genome assembly.
AUGAGUGAUUGGCAAGAUCGUGAACAACCUGAUACUUUGGUUUUAUUUGAUGUGGACGGUACAUUGACACCAGCUAGAAGGCAAGUCACUCCAGAAAUCUCAGAUUUGUUGAAAAAAUUAAGAAAGAAAGUAGUCAUUGGAUUUGUUGGCGGAUCAGAUCUUGUUAAACAAAUAGAACAACUCGGAUCAAACGUUCUCAAUGAUUUUGACUUUGGAUUCUCUGAGAAUGGACUUACUGCUUAUAGAUUAGGAAAACAACUUGCUUCUCAAAAUUUUAUUGAAUGGAUAGGAGAAAAGAAAUAUUCUGCGUUGGUGAAUUUUAUUUUAAGAUACAUAGCAGAUAUUGAUUUGCCAAAGAAACGUGGUACAUUUGUUGAAUUUCGUAAUGGAAUGAUCAAUGUGUCACCAAUUGGACUGUUGAGGAAAGGAAUGCUUUUGAAGAAUAUGACAAGGUAUUUAUAA